CGGCUGCGGUGGGAACGGCGGCCCAGAGCCCUCUCGCGGCCGUGGCGGAAGCAGCGCCAGCCCCAGCAGAGCCCGGCCGCCGCCGCCGCCCCCUCGCGCGCCCGCCGCCCGGCCCGUCAUGAGUGAGGCGGCUCGGGUGCCCUCGCUCUCCGCGCCGCCGGCGGCGGAGGUGGCCGCGCCCGACGAGAGGAAAGGGAAGGAGCCGGAGCGGGAGAAGCUGCCGCCCAUCGUGCCGGCGGGUGCCGGCGCUGCUGCGGGUUUGGACAGAGGAUCCGAAGGCCAAAUUUCCACUUUCAGCAGUUUUAUUUCAACUGUUAGCCAGAAUAAAGAAGCUGCAGAAAACAGACGUUCACCUACACAUCGUGUUUUCCCUAACAUCAAGAAUGUGAGAGACCUAACACCAAUUUGCCUUGUUGUUAGACAGAAACAGCGCAUCUCUAUGGAUACAUUAUUAUCCGAAACGAAGGUCCCAGGUCUUCCAGAACCUGCCCUUCCUAUCCAGCCCAAAACUAUAAAAGACUUUCAGGAAGAUGUGGAAAAAGUUAAGUCAUCUGGAGAUUGGAAAGCAGUACAUGAUUUUUAUCUAACAACGUUUGAGUCUUUCCCAGAACUAAAUGCUGCAUUUAAGAAAGACACCACCGCCUCAUUUAAUACCAUUGAAGAUUCUGGGAUUAAUGCUAAAUUUGUGAAUGCUGUAUAUGAUGCCUUACUUAAUACUCCUCAAGACAUUCAGAAGACAGUAUUAAAGGGAAUCAUUAACAGCCUACUACGAGAAUGGAAAGGUCCACGAGCAAAAGAUGAUCUUAGAGCAUAUUUUAUACUUUUACAGAAUCCUCAAUUUAAUAACACAUCUACGUAUGUCAUCUAUGCUCACUUGCUUCGACAGAUAGCUACUUUAGUGGAAGCUGACCAUCAUUUCCUAGUUCACUGGUUUAAAAAAUUAUCCCAGAAGAGGUUCAAACAAUUGGUAGAAAAAUUGCUGCAAUUUAUUUCCUUACGCCUGUUUUCUGCAAAGCCUGAAGAAUUUCCACCUAUAACAAAGUGUUCCUGGUGGAUCCCAUCAGCAUCUAAAGUGUUGGCUUUACUUAAUACUGCAAACAAUUUGCUUCACCCUCCCCUUAUUCCUUAUACUGAUUUCUAUAAUUCUACAUUGGAUCACAUUGAUCUCAUGGAAGAAUACCACACCUGGCAGAGCUUUGGAAACUCACACAGGUUUUCCUUCUGUCAAUAUCCAUUCGUUAUUUCUAUAACUGCAAAAAAAAUCAUUAUUCAGAAAGACUCAGAACAACAGAUGAUAAGCAUCGCAAGGCAAAGUCUGGUGGAUAAAGUAUCUCGAAGACAGAGACCUGAUAUGAAUAUGUUAUUUCUAAAUAUGAAAGUAAAACGGACACAUUUGGUUAGCGAUUCACUUGAUGAUUUAACCCGGAAAAAAGCAGACUUGAAAAAGAAGUUGAAAGUUACAUUUGUAGGGGAAGCUGGUUUGGAUAUGGGUGGCUUGACUAAAGAAUGGUUCCUUCUUUUAAUUCGCCAAAUUUUUCAUCCAGAUUAUGGCAUGUAUGCAUACCACAAGGAUUCACAUUGUCAUUGGUUUAGCAGCUUUAAAUGUGAUAACUAUUCUGAAUUCCGAUUGGUUGGAAUUCUUAAGGGACUCGCAGUUUAUAACAGCAUUACCUUGGAUAUUCGCUUCCCCCCCUGCUGUUACAAGAAAUUAUUGAGCUCUCCCAUCGUUCCUAGUGAUCAAAAUACACCAGUAGGUGUCUGCAAUGUUACCACUGAUGAUUUAUGUCAAAUCAUGCCUGAGUUGGCUCAUGGAUUAAGUGAACUCCUGUCAUAUGAAGGCAAUGUUGAAGAAGAUUUCUAUUCAACAUUCCAGGUUUUUCAAGAAGAAUUUGGAAUAAUUAAAUCCUAUAAUUUAAAGGCAGGUGGUGAUAAAAUUCCAGUUAACAAUCAAAAUAGGAAAGAAUAUGUACAUCUUUAUAUUGACUUUCUUCUCAACAAAUCCAUCUAUAAGCAGUUUGCUGAAUUUUAUUAUGGAUUUCACAGUGUGUGUGCUUCAAAUGCCCUAAUGCUUCUUCGUCCAGAAGAGGUGGAAAUUCUAGUAUGUGGAAGCCCUGAACUGGAUAUGCAUGCUCUGCAGAGAAGUACUCAGUAUGACGGCUAUGCAAAAACUGACUUAACUAUAAGAAAUUUUUGGGAUGUUGUGCUUGGAUUUCCUUUUGAUCUUCAGAAGAAGUUGCUACAUUUUACUACAGGAAGUGACAGAGUGCCUGUAGGAGGGAUGGCUGAUUUGAACUUUAAAAUCUCGAAAAAUGAAACUUCUACUUACUGGUUGCCUGUGGCCCACACCUGCUUCAAUAAACUUUGCCUUAACACCUACAUGAGCAAAAAGGACCUGAAACAGAAAUUGAUCAUUGGAAUUUCGACUUCAGAAGGUUUUGGACUUGAGUAACCUAGAAGACUUGAAAUAUAUUUUAUAUGUAGCAUUCACUUCCCUCUUAUUGUGCCUUUAACCUUUUCAUGUUUAUGUCUCAAAACACCUUGACAAAGCUCACCAACUUUAGAAUACCGUUUUAUUUUUUAUCCAAUUUGAAGUAUGUUCAGGGGAGGAGGCAUGGUUUUAUAAAAACACAGAAAUUGCUUGAAUGAGGAAAAGUCCAGAUGGCAGAGACAGAUGUAGGUCCAGUCCCCCUCUUUUAUAGCACUUUAACAUUCUCCAUAAGUCGUUUGUCACAGGUGUUCCCACUGGGGAGGGAAGCACAGUGAAGAAGGCAUUAACGACGGGGGAGAACCUAGUGGCAGGUGUGCACAGCUCGCACUCAGUAGCAGCACAGAUAGCUGCACUCGCAUUAAUUUAAGGCAUGUAGCCAUAUUUUCAUAUAGAGGUAAACAACAGUAUAAAUGCAAUUCACAGGGUAUUUUGAUAUACUGGCUUUGGUCCUAUAAGAUUCUUUUCAAUUGUUGAAAAGCAUGUAAAUAACUACAUUAUAGACUGAGAAUAAUGGGAUUUUGAUAGUGCCAUUUAUUGCUAAAGAUUUAUUUUUACAAAGUAAAUUCAGGGUUUUAGAUGUGUAUACAGCUUUUACAAAUCAAUAAAAAUGAUUGUACAAGAGUGUAACUAUUUUCAGACUAAUUAGAUUCAAGGCUAUAUUCUUUUCAGUUUUAUUGUUAGUGUGCAUGCACAUUGGUAGUAAACUAGUUACUUUGAGUACUUUGCAAUAUUUGUAUAAUGAUCAUUUCUCCUUAAGGGUCAGGAUAUUAGAAAGGAAAUCAGAUCUAAAGAAUCAUUGAUAAAGUAAGCCAAUUACAAGCACAAAAGAAAAGUACCAUUUUUAUAUAUACUUUGAUUGAUACACAAGGCUUAUUUCUAAUUUUUUUGAUCACGAGUUGUACUAAAACACUAACUUUUGAGAAAGAUAGGAUAAGAUACUAGACAAAAGUGAAUACAGUAAUAACAUUUGUGUCAAAAUGAUGUAGCUUGGCAUAAAAAUAAAGUUCAACAUUUUGGCCAAAAUGUUGGGUUUUCACUAGAUUCUGAAUAUAGUAACUUCAAAAUACCCAUUUUGGAGUUUCUAAUAAAAUAGCAUGAAAAAAGAAACUGCAUUUUAAGUCAGACAGUAAAUGGUUUUCUUUUCAAUUUAUAGCAAAUGAAGCAGUUUUAUUAG
This is a messenger RNA of Manis pentadactyla (Chinese pangolin), 3662 nucleotides long. Its product is annotated as probable E3 ubiquitin-protein ligase HECTD2. The record is from RefSeq and is a predicted model, not a curated record. Gene Ontology annotation, biological process: protein polyubiquitination. NCBI's taxonomy places the organism in Eukaryota, Metazoa, Chordata, Mammalia, Pholidota, Manidae. Gene Ontology annotation, molecular function: ubiquitin protein ligase activity.